GAUUGAUCGAACAAGCACAGAAGUCACUUGGUACUUCAACCGAGAGCAUUCACAACUAUCCCAGAGGAAUAGUCGGUGUUCACGAUGAAGCUGCUAGUUUCGCUGUUGGCCUUAUCAUGCGCUAUUGCAUAUACGAGCGCUGAUUUACCGAGAGAUCAAUCGCUGCCGCAAUCAACCGGACCGGUUCUACCGCAUAAUCCGCGUUUUCCACGUGAAGCCAACCCCCAAAGAAAUUCGAUAAGCUUCCAAGGUAGCCAGCCUCUGAGCGGUCCGAGUCGUCAACCUUCGUGGGACCUCAACUUCAAUCGUAACAUCGCGAAUAACGACCGCACCAGGGCGGACGUUUUCGGCGGAGUGAGUAAAAUACCUGGACAACGAGCGCAGCCGCACGUCGGUAUCCAGGUUGAAAGAAACAUCGGCAAGAACGGUUUCAUCGGCGGUUCCGGCCAACUUCAGCCGCGUCCUGGAGGUCACGGUGUCUCCCCAUCGUUCGGCAUAAACGGUGGCUUCCGGUUCAGAAGGGAAGCCAACCCCCAAAGAAAUUCGAUAAGCUUCCAAGGUAGCCAGCCUCUGAGCGGUCCGAGUCGUCAACCUUCGUGGGACCUCAACUUCAAUCGUAACAUCGCGAAUAACGACCGCACCAGGGCGGACAUUUUUGGAGGAGUGGGAAAAGUACCUGGACAACGAGCACAACCGCACGUUGGUAUCCAGGUUGAAAGAAACAUCGGCAAGAACGGUUUCAUCGGCGGUUCCGGCCAACUUCAGCCGCGUCCUGGAGGUCACGGUGUCUCCCCAUCGUUCGGCAUAAACGGUGGCUUCCGGUUCAGAAGGGAAGCCAACCCCCAAAGAAAUUCGAUAAGCUUCCAAGGUAGCCAGCCUCUGAGCGGUCCGAGUCGUCAACCUUCGUGGGACCUCAACUUCAAUCGUAACAUUGCGAAUAACGACCGCACCAGGGCGGACAUUUUUGGAGGAGUGGGAAAAGUACCUGGACAACGAGCACAACCGCACGUUGGUAUCCAGGUUGAAAGAAACAUCGGCAAGAACGGUUUCAUCGGCGGUUCCGGCCAACUUCAGCCGCGUCCUGGAGGUCACGGUGUCUCCCCAUCGUUCGGCAUAAACGGUGGCUUCCGGUUCAGGAGAGAAGCCAACCCCCAAAGAAAUUCGAUAAGCUUCCAAGGUAGCCAGCCUCUGAGCGGUCCGAGUCGUCAACCUUCGUGGGACCUCAACUUCAAUCGUAACAUCGCGAAUAACGACCGCACCAGGGCGGACAUUUUUGGAGGAGUGGGAAAAGUACCUGGACAACGAGCACAACCGCACGUUGGUAUCCAGGUUGAAAGAAACAUCGGCAAGAACGGUUUCAUCGGCGGUUCCGGCCAACUUCAGCCGCGUCCUGGAGGUCACGGUGUCUCCCCAUCGUUCGGCAUAAACGGUGGCUUCCGGUUCAGGAGAGAAGCCAACCCCCAAAGAAAUUCGAUAAGCUUCGAAGGUAGCCAGCCUCUGAGCGGUCCGAGUCGUCAACCUUCGUGGGACCUCAACUUCAAUCGUAACAUUGCGAAUAACGACCGCACCAGGGCGGACAUUUUUGGAGGAGUGGGAAAAGUACCUGGACAACGAGCACAACCGCACGUUGGUAUCCAGGUUGAAAGAGACAUAGGCAGGGACGGUUUCAUCAGAGGUCACGGCCAGUUUCAACCGGGUCCAGGAGGCCACGGGAUAUCCCCUUCCGUUGGUAUAACUGGUGGCUUCCGGUUCAGAAGGGAAGCGGAGGAUGACGAAGAUGACACGCAGCUCAUCGAGGAGUAUUAAAUCUCACCGAGGAAUAUUAAAUCUUAUAGUUAAGUAGCGGCUAUGUACAUAGAUGUGUAAUUU
Messenger RNA from Harpegnathos saltator (Jerdon's jumping ant), 1869 nucleotides. RefSeq lists its product as uncharacterized. Bases 85 to 1806 code for a protein of 573 amino acids. Lineage: Eukaryota; Metazoa; Arthropoda; Insecta; Hymenoptera; Formicidae. The record is from RefSeq and is a predicted model, not a curated record. The transcript is spliced from 2 exons.